Aspergillus tanneri is the source of this 1344-nucleotide messenger RNA. It is a transcript of the gene SOF1, whose product is annotated as rRNA-processing protein SOF1. Bases 1 to 1344 code for a protein of 447 amino acids. Gene Ontology annotation, cellular component: small-subunit processome; nucleolus. Gene Ontology annotation, molecular function: protein binding. The record is from RefSeq and is a predicted model, not a curated record. Lineage: Eukaryota; Fungi; Ascomycota; Eurotiomycetes; Eurotiales; Aspergillaceae. The transcript has 3 exons. Gene Ontology annotation, biological process: maturation of SSU-rRNA from tricistronic rRNA transcript (SSU-rRNA, 5.8S rRNA, LSU-rRNA).
AUGAAAAUUAAAGCUCUUUCUCGUCCUACAUCCUCGCAGCAGGCUCCGGGGUCUGCUGUCGUUCGACAGCCCCGGAACCUGGACCCGAGUCAGCAUCCAUUCGAGCGAGCUCGCGAGUACACACGAGCCCUGAAUGCCACGAAGCUUGAUCGUCUCUUUGCGGCGCCUUUUAUAGCACAGAUGGGCGACGGUCAUGUGGACGGAGUCUACUCGAUGGCGAAGGAUCCCGUCUCCUUGGAGCGGUUCGCGAGCGGUAGUGGGGACGGUGUGGUGAAAGUUUGGGAUUUGACGACCCGGGGGGAGGUCUGGAAUACGCAGGCUCAUGAGAACAUCGUCAAGGGGGUGUGUUGGACACCGGAGCGCAAGCUACUCUCCUGUGCCAGCGACAAGACUGUCAAGCUGUGGGACCCGUACAACUCUUCGCCCGAGGCGCCUCCUCUGGCAACGUAUCUGGGACAGGGUGCCUUUACGAGCGUCACACACCAUCGAAGCCUUCCCUCUUUCGCGGUCGCUUCUUCUCAGAUCUCCAUCUACGAUAUUUCACGGCCUUCCUCGACGCCCUCGCAAGUGCUUCACUGGCCCACUAAUGUCGACACGAUCACCGCGGUCGCAUUUAACCAGACGGAGACCUCGAUCCUCGCGUCGACGGGCAUGGACCGUUCCAUCAUCAUGUACGACCUCCGCACCAACUCUCCCCUGCACAAGCUAGUUCUCAAGCUGUCGUCGAACGCGAUUUCGUGGAAUCCCAUGGAGGCAUUUAACUUCGCCGUGGCCAACGAAGACCAUAACGCCUACAUCUUUGAUAUGCGAAAGAUGGACCGGGCUCUAAAUGUCCUAAAAGACCACGUUGCCGCAGUGAUGGACGUGGAGUUCAGUCCGACCGGCGAAGAGCUCGUGACGGCAUCGUACGACCGGACCGUGCGUCUAUGGAACCGAGCGCAGGGUCACUCGCGCGAUAUCUAUCAUACGCAGAGAAUGCAGCGUGUCUUCUCAGUCAAGUUCACCCCCGACAACAAAUACAUCCUCUCCGGUUCCGACGACGGGAACAUCCGUCUCUGGCGAUCCAACGCCUCAGACCGCAGUGGAAUCAAGAGCGCUCGUCAGCGGUCGAAGCUCGAGUACGACCAGGCCCUGAUCCAGAGAUACUCGCACAUGCCGGAAAUCAAACGAAUCCGGCGCCAGCGCCACGUGCCGAGAACGAUCAAGAAGGCCCGGGAGAUCAAGAGGGAGGAAGUUAUGGCAAUCAAAAGACGGGAGGAGAAUGUUCGGAAGCAUACCAAGAAGGAAGCGUUGCCCAAGAGACGGAGCGAGCGGGAGAAGAUGAUCCUGACGGCGGAAAAAUAG